Dictyostelium purpureum is the source of this 2082-nucleotide messenger RNA. RefSeq lists its product as uncharacterized. The annotation marks the transcript as partial. Gene Ontology annotation, molecular function: GTPase activity; translation initiation factor activity; GTP binding. NCBI's taxonomy places the organism in Eukaryota, Evosea, Eumycetozoa, Dictyosteliales, Dictyosteliaceae. The record is from RefSeq and is a predicted model, not a curated record. The transcript is spliced from 2 exons.
GAAGAAUCAUCAGAAGAAUCAUCUGAAGAAGAAAAACCAACCAAAAAACCAAAUAAACCAGCUGCUAAACAACAAAAGAAAGCUGCCCCAGCUAAAGGUAAAAAGGUUGUUGAAUCAUCAUCAGAAGAAAGUGAAUCUGAAGAAGAAUCUGAAGAAGAAUCAUCAGAAGAAGAAUCAUCAGAGGAAGAAAAACCAACUAAAAAACCAAACAAACCAGCUGCCAAACAACAAAAGAAAGCUGCCCCAGCUAAAGCUGAAGCUCUUACCCAACAACUCCAAACCGGUCAAACCGAUCCAACUUCAACCGUUGAAAACAAAUCAUAUCGUUCACCAAUUAUUUGCAUUUUAGGUCACGUCGAUACUGGUAAAACUUCACUUUUAGAUAGAAUUCGUAACACAAAUGUUCAAGGUGGUGAAGCUCGUGGUAUUACCCAACAAAUUGGUGCCUCUUUCAUCCCAGUCGAUGCUAUUAAAGAACAAACCAAAACAUUUGCAGAAAAACUCAAAAUGGACUUCAAACUUCCAGGUCUUUUACUUAUCGAUACACCAGGUCAUGAAUCUUUCAAUAAUCUUCGUUCAAGAGGUAGUGGUCUUUGCGAUUUAGCUAUUUUAGUUAUUGAUAUUAUGCAUGGUCUCGAAGCUCAAACUAUUGAAUCUAUCAAUCUCCUCCGUAUGAGAAAGACUCCAUUCAUUGUUGCCUUAAAUAAAGUUGAUCGUAUUUACGAUUGGAAACCAUGUGUCAACACUGAUUUCAAAGAAUCAUACAAACUUCAAACAAGAGUUGCUGCCCAAGAUUUUGAUUCAAAAGUUAAAGAAACCAUUGCCGCUUUAGCUGGUCAAGAGUUAAAUGCUGAACUUUACUGGCGUAACAAAGAUCACAAGAAAUAUGUAUCUUUAGUCCCAACCUCUGCUCACACUGGUGAAGGUCUUUCAGAUUUAAUGUUAGUCGUCAUUCAAUUAAUGCAAAAACUUAUGCUCGACAAAGUAGAAUUCUCUAGUCAACUCCAAUGCACUCUUUUAGAAGUUAAAGUUAUCGAAGGUUAUGGUACAACCAUUGAUGUCGUUUUAGUUAAUGGUACCUUAAAUGAAGGUGAUAAAAUUGUUGUCAGUGGUUUCAAUGGUCCAAUCGAAACCAAUAUUCGUUCUUUAUUAACACCACCACCACUUCGUGAAUCACGUGUCAAAUCACAAUUCAUCCAACAUAAAUCUAUUCGUGCUGCUAUGGGUAUUAAAAUCGUCGCACCAGGUCUUGAAAAAGCUGUUCCAGGUACUUCAUUACAUGUUGUUGGACCAAAUGAUGAUAUUGAAAAAAUUAAAGCUGAAGCUAAGAAAGAAGUUGACUCUGUUCUUAAUGAUGUCGAAACUAGCGGUAUUGGUGUUUCAGUCCAAGCCUCAACUCUUGGUUCACUCGAAGCCUUCUUAAAUUUCCUUAAAAAGAUUAAGGUCCCAGUUGCUAAUGUUGCUAUUGGUCCAGUUCACAAAAAACACGUUAUGAACACUGCUAUCAUGUUAGAAAAAGAUCCAAAAUACGCUAUCCUUUUAGCCUUUGACGUAAAGAUUGAAGAUUCUGCCGUUCAAGCCGCCAACGAAAUGAAAAUUCAAAUCCUUUCUGAUGAAACCAUUUAUUUAUUCGAAGAGAAAUUAAAUAAACAUUUCGGUGCUAUCAAAGAGAAAUUAAGAGCUGAAACUGCUGGUAUCUGUGUCUGGCCAUGUAUUUUAGAAGUUGUUCAAGUUUUCCGUAAUACUAAUCCAAUUAUUUGUGGUGUUAAAGUUAGAGAAGGUACUCUUCGUAUUGGUACUCCAAUUUGUGUACCAGAAUCAAAUAAUGCUGAUGUCGGUACUGUCACUUCAAUUAAAUUAAACGAAAAAGAUGUUCAAUUGGCCAAGAAAGAUGAUGUUGUUUCAAUUGCUAUUGACGACAAUAAUACCAAAACAACUUUAUACAGACACUUUGAUGAUAAGAAACAAUGGAUGUCAAAGAUUACUCGUGAAUCAUUAGAUGCAUUAAAAGAAGCUUGGGCUGGAGAUCUUUCAAAACAAGAUAUUCAACUCUUAAAAUUCAUGAAACAAAUUUAUAAAAUU